GUCUCAUCUGUACACAUCUAGUUUGCGUUAUUUAUUUCGUCUAGAGUCUAAAUUUGCUAUAAUCUUUCGAUUCUUCUCCAAAUUGUAUCAUGCGGGCCCUAAUCAAAACUGAGCGUUUCCUGAGCAUAUGCAACGGAAAUUCUCGUAAUUAUGGCAAACAGAAUAACAACGAGCACACAAAGCCGAUUAAAACUCAGCCCGAAAAGGAAAGGAGCCUUGUUGCAAAACUGUUUUUCUAUGUGAAAACAUGGGUAAAACAAUUUCAGGCACAACCAACUUUAACAUCACCUAAGGAUAAUGCCAAAAUCAGCGAAGUGAAAAACAAACAACAGCAUGCUAAUUUAUUGGCCAAAAUAAGAAAAAAAUCAAUAACCAGAAAUCAAUCAAAAAACCAAGUUAGUAAAGCGACCCGAAAUCCCGCUUCUGUAGAUAUACGGAGAGCAGAGUCGCUUAUCUUCCCCGGCCCACAUUUAACAGCAAAUCUAGUUAGUAAAGCGACCCGAAAUCCCAGGUCUGCAGAUAUACGAGGAGCAGAGCCCGAUAUCUUCCCCGGCCCACAUUUAACAGCAAAUCUAGUUAGUAAAGCGACCCGAAAUCCCCGUUCUGCAGAUAUGCGAGGAUCAGAGUCCGAUAUCUUCCCCGGCCCACAUUCAACAGCAAGUAUCUGUGCACAGGCAUACGCUCUGCCCGCAGAUAAGCCCACUCGACACCUGCGCAAAGCUACCCCAUUGCGCUCAAUUAAAGCUGGCCAAGUGAUGCUGCCUCGUCUGAAAGACCAAUUACCCAAUUAUCCUGUUAUACCGCUGCAGCUGACCCUCAAUCGUUAUUUAAACAGCCUGCAACCGCUUUUCAACGAGAAGGCCUUUGAAAUGGAGCAGAAGCUGACACGCGACUUUCUGCAGAACAAGGGAUGUGAACUGCAAAAGCUGCUUCAGGAAGCUGGACAAACUGAUGACAACUGGCUCACCGAGCGCUGGAUAAAUGUCACCUUCUUGCGUCAUCGUUCACCACUAACUGUCUAUUCCAGUCCUUGCAUGGCGUUUCCUAAGCAACAUUUUCGUAGUACUUUUGAAUUUUUGGACUUUACGGCCAAGGCCAUAUAUGCCAUGUGCGAGUUCAAUAAUCUGGUGGAGAGCAAUCGAAUACCCGUAUCCAGAUUGGAUGGCUUUGAGCUGGAUAAUAGCCAACUCCACAAAGUAUUUGGCACGGUCCGCAAACCGCAACGCAACUGCGAUGUCCUGCAACAGUUCGGAUCCAAAUAUGUUGUUGUCAUACACAAGAAUAAUUUCUACAAGCUACCCGUUUACUGCACGAAGCAAAAAUAUGUGUAUAACGUGUUUCAGAUCAGAAGGCACUUGGUGGAACUUAUUAAUUCAGGAUGUCCCAAGGGCCCAGCAAUUGGUCUGCUCACCCACGACACACGCAACAACUGGGCCGAAGGCCGUGAAAUGCUUUGUCGCAAAGAGCUCGAUGCCUAUGCGAUUCGGUGCAUCGAACGGGCGCUCUUCACAGUCUCGCUGGACGAAUAUGUUGAGGUGCCUGAAGGCCAGGAGCGUUCCAUGCUGGCUGCUCAGCUUUUGCAUGGCGGCGGCUUGCACAUAAAUAGUGCCAAUCGCUGGAUGGACAAGACACUGCAGCUGAUUGUCAAUCCCAAUGGUAUGGCCGGCUUCUGCUGUGAGCAUGCGGCCGCGGAGCCGUAUCCGGCGGCCAGCAUUAUGGACUAUAUAUUAAAGAACAUUGUCAAUCCGGAAUAUGGAAAGGACUCUCACACCACGGACCCAGCUGAGCUGGUGGAACACCUUAGUUUUGCGGAAGUCGACGAAUGCGUCGGUUUCUGGUUGACGGCGGCGAAGCUCAACAUAAAAGAAAUCACUAGACGUUUGAAGCUGCAUGCCUUCCAGUUUGAUUGCUACGGCAAAAGCUUCAUCAAAUCCCACGGACUUGCACCGGAUAGCUUUGUGCAGAUGGCACUGCAGCUGGCCUUUUAUAGGCAGCACAAGAAGCUGCCCGUCCAGCACGGAUCGGCACAUUUGCGCAUCUUUAAAAAUGGACGCAGCGAAGUCAUACGUUCAACUUCCACAGAAUCUUCGAACUUUGUGCUUACCAUGGUUUCGGAAAAUGCCACACCUAGGGCUUCCUGGUUGGCAAUGCGCACCGCAGUGGACGCUCAUCGGCAUCAGACAAUGCUGGCGCACCAGGGACGUGGCGUGGAUCGCCAUUUGUUCGGUUUAAAACAGAUGGCGCUUGAACAUGGCAAGCCCUUGCCCUACUUCUUUAACUCUGCGGGUUAUCUGAGAUCCAAAAAUUUUCGCAUAGUCAGCUCCCACCUUACGACACCACAUGACUCUUUCAUGGCUUAUGGACCACUCAACUCGGAGGGCUAUGGCUGCUGCUAUAAUUUGCGCGAUAAUGAUAUAACCUUUGCCAUUUCUGGCUGGGAUGAAAAUCCAGAUAUCUCAGUCGCGCGUUAUUGCUCGGCAAUUGAAUCGGCUCUGACCGAUAUGGGGCAUCUCGGGAACACGGACAGCCCCAAUUCCACAGCCAAGGAUGUGGGUAACAGCAUGCAGCACAAGAAAUAGCUAAAGUUUAUUUUUUAUUUUUAUUAUAUGUACCUAGAGAUGGAAAUAACUUAAGUGGCUCAGGCAUAAAAUUUAAAUACAUUUAUUUUUUAAUUUCA
Molecule: messenger RNA, 2677 nt
Organism: Drosophila montana
Lineage: Eukaryota; Metazoa; Arthropoda; Insecta; Diptera; Drosophilidae
Product: carnitine O-acetyltransferase-like
Exons: 4
Coding region: 90-2579 (829 amino acids)
Biological process (GO): carnitine metabolic process, CoA-linked
Cellular component (GO): peroxisome
Molecular function (GO): carnitine O-acetyltransferase activity
Source: RefSeq, a predicted model, not a curated record